GUUAUGAAGACUGCAUAAUUGAUUUAAUUUAUUGUAUGAUCAAAAAAUGAUCUAGAUUUAGAUCUAAUUGUUCACUGAAAAUUUAUUUAAAUUAAGGACACAUAAAUAUAAUAAACAGAAAGACUUGAGUUAGCCUAAUUGCAGUAGCCUAACAGACGACAGAUCUCUCUCUAAAUAUAUACUUCAGUAGGCAUAGACAGAUCUGACAAAUUUUAAAAUAGGCUUAACUGACGAAGAUUCAUUCAAGAUAUGGACGAAUUUCUCAAACACAAAGGUUUGCCUGAGAUAGGAAAACGAGGUCUAAUGGAGAUAAUCAGUAAGAACGAUGAGUCUAGCAGCAAGAUUAACGACGGGAAUUCUCGGCCGCACCUUAACCUGAGGCGCUCGCUAACAAUACUGUCCCCUUAUGAAGAGGCCUUAAAACGGAGCAUAAAAACAAGGCUGUUGAACAAUAGGGUUUACGUCCCUUGGUAUCGAGCAUACAAGUUUGACAGUCCUCAAGACGUUGUCUCAGACUACCAGCCUUUUGAUGAGAUACAGAGACAGGAUGAAGACAUUGCUCUUCAACAUUUUUACGGAGAGCGGUAUUUACUGUUUCAAGAUUACAAAGACCCUCAAGUGAAACAACAGAGAUUGGCGGUGCUACGUAUGUAUAACAAGAAAAAGGAGAAGGAGACUGCAGCCCAGGCUAUAACUAUUGUGUCAGAAACGGACAGUAUUUUUGGGCCGACAGCCCACGACAAGCAGAAGAUGAAACCAAUCAUAGAGUUCUUCAACAAGAUGCAUGUAAAUAGGAAAAGAGAAUGUCUGGCACGAAGCAAGCAAAAGCCAAACUCCAAGUGGCAUCUGCUGCUAAAAGAGAGUGUCAGGGAAAAGCUGAGAGAAUUGGUCCAAAAGAACAAGCAACAUCUGGCCAGAACUAAGUUUAUGAGAACUGUACGCAUUGUUCUGAAUGUCAAGAAGUUUCUAGCAAGUAUUACGACAAUGAUAACUGGAGACACAGAGACGAUGUUCAGGAGAGACAAAGAGUACACGGAGGCUGCUGAGGCCUCGAGGCAGUUGCUGAGCAGAAAGAAGGACGGCGUCAAGGAGCGCAACAUAUUUACUGCCAAUAAGUACAAGUGUAAUAAUGAAAUCAACGUCCCACUGUCUGUCAAGUUUAGCUUAACCAAACCAUGGUUCAGACGGAGUGAGGAUGAAGUGGAUGAGAUAGUGCAAUGUUUUCAGACUCUGAAAUCUUUUGUUGAAUACCCAAUAACAUAUCAACGGUUGAUAGGCAGAGCGGCUUGGUUGAUGGAGUUGCCUAAGUAUAAAGUUGUCAUCAGAGAAGGUCAACAAGCAUUUUCAUUUUACUUUGUUGUGACUGGAAAACUAUCGAUGACUAGACUAGUUGGAGAUCCGUACCAUACAAAUUACAGCGAGUUCCAGCGGUUGACAGCACUAAAAGCACAAGAUACAUUUGGUGAGGAAUGCAUAGCACGGCCGUAUUCUGUAAGAACCUAUUCCGUUGUUGUUGAAGAGCCUACUCUACUCCUGUCCGUAAACAUCCAUGAAGUCCAUAAAAUGGAGCUUGAAAUCAAAGACCACGAAGAGGCACCGGAGCAUAUCAAAUUUCUCAGCACGCUCAGGUUUUUGGAGCUAUUCCCGAAGACUAAACUGAAAGACGAGGCAGAUGAAAACAUCAUGCUGUUUUACUUUAGGCCCAACACAGUUGUCACCCCUGAUGCUGCCAACUCUGAGUUUGUUUACGUGGUUAGUUGGGGUACAUGUCAAGUUCUUGUAGAGAUUCCACCUUCUAGUAAAAUGGUUGCCAAUUACGUGAAUUAUCAGAAAGCUAAAUUUGAGAUGAAAGCGAGAAGUGUACGGAAAAAAGUUUCAGCUUAUCAACUCAUCGAGGAGUUGCAAAGCCGGCAAAGUGAAGCUGUUCAAGACAAAACUCUGACAACUUCAAAACUUGACUUUGAGUCGCUGAGACCUCUGAUGUUAACAGCCGUACAUCAAAAAACUUUGGACCUGAACAUCCAGAAGUCAGAGAAACGAAUGGAGAAGUUUAAGGAGCAAAUGGAAGCGGAGGUGCAGAGGCUCAACAACAAGACAACUUAUCUCAUCGCUGCUAUCAAGAAAAAGUCCAAAAAGUUGCCAGAUUUCAUUGAUGAAUGGAGUGAACGCUUCAAGGAACACGGAAUAACUAUGCCAAACGAAUUUCUGAAGCCUCCAGUCCAGUAUUCACCAAGUAUAAUAAUUGAAGAUACAGAUGAUAGAACUAACCUGUUUGAAAUAGACGAUCUCAUCAAAAUAAAUCAGAAAUCAUCAGAAAAGAUUGAGAUCGAUCACCUAAAGACUGAAUGUAUGGCAUCGCGGAAACAAAGUGCAGGUCCUCAGACCCCUAGAAGCAAAUCCUCCAUCGGGGAAAGCAUCAUCUUGAAAAAAAUUAAGUCUGUGUCGUCGGCCUUCAGCGAGGAAGUGUUGCUGCCAGUCACCAAGAGCUCUGAAGACUCGCGGACGACCAAAAAAUUUGAACCUUACAAUCAAAACGUCAGGGAGGAGCGGAGUAACUCACGGAGUAACUCACGGAGAAACUCACGGAGAGAGUCGCGGAGCCACAAGCCGAAGAAGAAUCGUCGGGAACAGAAGCUGGCGAGGAAAAAGAGUAGUGAGGAGGAAGACCUGUCCGACGAGAAGAGCCCCCAGAAGGAGUCCGAGCAGGACUUAGAAGACACACAAAAAGACGCAGAAGACGAAAAGAUGGCAAAGGGCGGACAUUCCAAGAAAAAGCAUCGCGCCAAACGUCGACACUCGUUGAAGAAAAGCAAUCCCCUAGAGAACAGUGCUUCCAGAUCUAAAUCAAAAGUCAAACAGGAAGUGCAGAAGUCAGGCUCGCCUCUGGAACAGAGUCAUUCGCCGGUGACACUUAAAAAGGAACCGCGCAAAAUCAAAAAAAGCGAUAAAUCUGCAACACAGAAGUCUGCUACCAAGAAAUCUAAAGAACAAGUCAGUAGUAGUGACACACGUGUAAAAGAGCGCCAAUCUCCUCAACAAAUCAGGUCACAGAUGUUGUUAUCAAAAAGUAAAGAAACCACAAUGCCAGAAAUUAAUGAAAUAUCGAACAACAGUCUUCACGGCCAAGUUUCCAACAAAUCGAUGUUACCCAACGCAAGGCUGUCUCGGAACAACUCAAACAUAAGUGCUUCUAUCUUUCUAAAUGAACCGAAUAAACAAAGCAAGAAAAAUAGUUUAACAUUUUCAAAGAUAUCAUCUUCAUCCACUGUUGACGAUACCAGCACUACCAGCUAUGGCUAUGUCUCAUCAACGUCCGGAACCUUAGAUUCUUCGCGGAGAAAGACCUUCUUCGUACCAGUUAACAAACCAGCCGAAUAUUCAAAAUGGAAAUUGAGAAGUACGCUUCUAAGAGGUGAUCACUUGGGCACUGAAUGGUUAGACUACAAUGACAGGCCUUUUGAACCCGUCACUGAAAUUUGCAGUCUGGUCAGUAGAGGCUCCGUCGUCAUUAUGAUCCGAAAAACGUUUCUCCUGAAAUAUUUACGAAAGAAUUGGUAACAAGUUACUAAUGUGGACUUAAGGGAUGCUACAUUAAGACCCGUCAGUCAAACAGUCUUCUACUGACUGAAAGUCUUAUUGGUAUAAUAUGGGCAGGUAUUGAGACUCACCUGAUGAUGGCGGGUACUACAGUAGUUAUUCAUUCACAAAACUUCAACAUUUUCUUUCAGAUUUGAGGUAUAUGUUCACUCCUACAACUUUUUGAUAUCUCUGUAUUUUUGCUAUUAUAAUUUACAGUGUUGAUUUUUUUGUAGAAAGAAAUAUAUUUGUAUGAUACAUAAAAUGUA
This is a messenger RNA of Biomphalaria glabrata, 3845 nucleotides long. RefSeq lists its product as uncharacterized. Bases 250 to 3558 code for a protein of 1102 amino acids. NCBI's taxonomy places the organism in Eukaryota, Metazoa, Mollusca, Gastropoda, Planorbidae. The record is from RefSeq and is a predicted model, not a curated record. The transcript has 34 exons.